Molecule: messenger RNA, 705 nt
Organism: Caenorhabditis auriculariae
Lineage: Eukaryota; Metazoa; Nematoda; Chromadorea; Rhabditida; Rhabditidae
Source: the annotation of a GenBank genome assembly
AUGCUUCCGAAGGUCCUUCUCAUUACGGUCUUGGCUUUGGCCUAUGUGACAGCGUCUCCCGAAUUUGACUUGAAUUCGGAUGAGGAUGGUGAGAUUGAGUCUUUUCAUUAUUUCCUACUCCUAAUCUUUCAGACAUCUUCGACCUGGUUGAAGCAGAUGAAAGCUUGAUUCCUUAUGGAUUGGGUGAGAGACAACUAUCGUAAUGCUGUUUAUGAGGAUACCAUUUUCAGCUGUCAUGUCGCCUCAACUUCGUAGAUUCCUGCGCUGUGUAAGAGGAUGCCGCCGACGCAGAGCCGGUCCGCGUUGCUCCAAGAGAUGCGUCAAGACUCAUCCCUUCCCUGUAGGAAUACCAAUGAGAUCAGAAGUUCUGAAGAAGUUUUUUAGGCUUCUGGAGGCGGCGGCAGCAGUGGCGGCGGAGGCGGCGGCGGCGGAGGUGGCGGUGGAGCCGCAACUCCAGCUCCGGCCGCGACGACGACUGCAGCUGGAGGAGCUGCGACUACGGCUGCCGGAACUGCGGGAGGAGAAACGACUACCGCCGCCGCAACCACUACUGGUUCGUUGAGAUUGAGGCUCCUUUCAAAUCAGUUUUUUCACUUUCAGCUGCUGCUUGAGCUUCUGCUCAAGUUCCUCUACUUCACUCGUGUGGAAGGCGGCUUAUUAUUUAUUUCUCGUUUCCAAUCUAUGCAAUCUUGCUCGUUCCGAUGA